This is a messenger RNA of Adineta steineri, 966 nucleotides long. NCBI's taxonomy places the organism in Eukaryota, Metazoa, Rotifera, Eurotatoria, Adinetida, Adinetidae. The record is from the annotation of a GenBank genome assembly.
AUGUCUUCAGCAACAAAUUAUAUUUUAUUUUUAAAAUCAAUAACGAAAUAUUUAUAUCAAAUAGGUGGUCCAAUUCUAAUGUGUGUUGGUAGUAUUAGUUGUAUAUUAAGUUUAAUUGUAUUUACGAAAAAAGCUCUACGAAAAAAUCCAUGUUCAAUUUAUUUUAUUUCAUAUAAUAUUGCUAAUUUUAUCUUAAUGUAUUCAUCAAUAUUUACAGUAACAUUAUCAGCUGGUUAUGGUGUUUCUCCGUCUACAUAUAAUUUAGCUUUUUGUCGUUACAAUUUAUACAUGGCAAUUUUAAUCGAUAUUCUUAGUUCAUCUUAUUUAGUUUUAGCUUCUAUUGAUCGAAUGUUAGUUACUUCAGUUAAUGUUAGAGUAAGACAACGAAGUACUCGUCGUAUUGCAUAUAUAAGUAUCAUUAGUAUAACAAUAUUUUGGAUAUUAUUUCAUAGUCAUAUAUUAUUUUCAGCAGCUAUAAUACAAGCUGCACCAAAUACUUUUGUUUGUAAUUUACCGCCUGGACCAGAUUUAAUAUUACAUUCCUAUUAUUCACUUAUAGUCAAAGCAAUUUUAAUACCUUUAUUAAUGAUUAUAUUCGGUGUAGUAGCCUUGAAAAAUAUUCGAAGAUUACGAUCUGUUGCAGCUGCUCCUGUUUUAACAAAUACUGGAACAACUGUAAAAAAUCAAUCACAAUCUAGUCAUGCAAAAGAUCGUCAAUUUUGUUUAAUGUUAUUUAUUGAUAUAACUGCAUAUAUUAUUUUCAGUUCGAUGUUAUCUGCAAUCAAUAUGUAUCAACAAAUUACUCAAUAUAAUGUAAAGAGUUCAUCACAAACACAAUUUGAACUGUUUUUGAAAACUACCGCUGUUUUUAUUAAUUAUAUUUCAAUUUGUAUUGGAUGUUAUACAAAUAUUUAUAUAUCAAAAACUUUUCGUAAUAAUAUUAAAGAUAUUAUUUUAUGUAGAUGA